This is a messenger RNA of Aspergillus welwitschiae, 1647 nucleotides long. RefSeq names its product protein kinase-like protein. NCBI's taxonomy places the organism in Eukaryota, Fungi, Ascomycota, Eurotiomycetes, Eurotiales, Aspergillaceae. The coding region runs from base 1 to 1647 and encodes 548 amino acids. The transcript has 3 exons. Gene Ontology annotation, cellular component: nucleus. Gene Ontology annotation, biological process: regulation of mitotic cell cycle; protein phosphorylation. The record is from RefSeq and is a predicted model, not a curated record. Gene Ontology annotation, molecular function: ATP binding; cyclin-dependent protein serine/threonine kinase activity.
AUGCCCCUCGUAUGUAGUGAUGCGGGACGAGGCGGGGACGCUUUGAAAUCAACCCAAUCGGGCUUAGUCACUCUACUCUCGCCGAUAGCGUCAUCCGACCAAUCAACCAUCGCUGUCUCGCCGCAAUUCCGUCCGCGUCCAGCUUGUCUACAGCUGCUGCUUUGCAUCCGGCAACUCUCUCCACAAUCCCAUCCAUCCAAUUGUCAUUCGCUCCACGCCAAUCCUGGCAAUCGCAGCAUGUCCUCCAAAUCCAGAUGGGCCACCGACGACGACCCCGAAACGGAAGCCAUCCUCGCCCAGCGCAAGCGCGAAAAGGAAGAAAAGCGACGCGCCAAAGCCGAAAAACAGCGCCAGCUGGACGAGCAAGCGAAGCUCCAAGCUCAACAAGCCGAGACAGAUAGCAGUGCACCGCCCACCAAGCGUCGCCGACUAUCAAACGACCACAUCCCAGAACAACCACAACAAACACCAUCCAACAACACCACCACCACCACAACCAACAAUGAACCCAACAUCCUCACCUUCCCAACCCAAGAAUGGGGACCCUGUCGAAACGUCACCAACUUCGAACGCCUCAACCACAUCGAAGAAGGCUCCUACGGCUUCGUCAGCCGCGCCAAAGACAUAACCACGGGCGAAGUAGUAGCCCUCAAGAAACUCAAGAUGGACAACUCCCCAGACGGCUUCCCCGUAACGGGACUCCGCGAGAUCCAAACCCUCCUCGAAGCCCGACACCAGAACGUAGUCUACCUACGGGAAGUAGUAACAGGCACGAAACUAGACGAAGUCUACCUAGUAAUGGACUUCCACGAACACGACCUCAAAACCCUCCUCGACGAUAUGCCCGAACCGUUUCUGCCCUCCGAAAUCAAAACCCUCCUCCUCCAACUCCUCUCGGGCCUCAACUUCCUCCACGACCAAUGGAUCAUGCACCGCGACCUCAAAACCUCCAACCUCCUGCUCAACAACCGCGGCGAGCUCAAAAUCGCUGACUUCGGCAUGGCCCGUUACUACGGCGAUCCGCCCCCGAAACUCACCCAGCUCGUCGUGACCCUUUGGUACCGGUCCCCGGAACUUCUCCUGGGAGCAGAGAAAUACGGCACUGAGAUCGAUAUGUGGAGUGUGGGGUGUAUCAUGGGAGAGUUGUUGACGAAGGAGCCGUUGUUGCAGGGCAAGAAUGAGGUGGAUCAGGUUUCGAAGAUAUUCGCCCUCACCGGUCCCCCCACACCCCAGAUCUGGCCUGAGUUCAGAUCAUUACCAAAUGCCAAGUCACUACGACUGCCGCCUACUACGUCUGCGGUGGGCGGAAACCCGCCUCUACUGCCGAGGACCAAGUUCCCGUUUUUGACUAAUGCCGGGCUACAUCUGCUCUCGUCGCUGCUGGCGUUGAAUCCGGGUGUGCGGAUGUCGACUAAGGAGUGUCUGGCACAUCGCUAUUUCAAGGAGGAUCCUCGGCCGAAGCCGAAGGAGAUGUUCCCGACGUUUCCGUCCAAGGCGGGCAUGGAGAAGCGCAGACGGCGGGAGACUCCCGAGGCGCCGAAGCGGGGACAGGAGGCUCCGAAGCUGGACUUUGCGAGUGUGUUUGGGGGUCAGAGUGGUGGGGAGACGGGGGAACAGGGGGCUGGGUUUACGCUACGGCUGGGCUAG